Messenger RNA from Didymella exigua CBS 183.55, 1044 nucleotides. RefSeq lists its product as uncharacterized. The transcript has 2 exons. The coding region runs from base 213 to 872 and encodes 219 amino acids. Lineage: Eukaryota; Fungi; Ascomycota; Dothideomycetes; Pleosporales; Didymellaceae. The record is from RefSeq and is a predicted model, not a curated record.
AUACGAACAUGCGUGACACGAACUUGCGACAUCAGUAUUGGGACCCCCUCACUUUGCGCUCGUGACAGCAACUACUCUUCGCAUCCCUCGGAUCUGUAAUGAUGUGUACGAGCUCGCGGGAAGACAGAAGCACACGAGAAGAGCAUAAAGACGCACACCGCUGAAGCUCCUGCUAUGCAGACCAUCCAGCCCUCCCAGCCAAACAACUCACCAUGCAUAUCACCGCGCUCCUCCUGAGCUUCUGCACUCUCACCCUCGCCAUCCCGCCCUACACCCCGCCCUCGUACGAGACCUGCCCGGCCUCCACCGCGGUGACCCGGACCUACAAAACUAUCAUCCGCACGGUCGUGACCACGACCUCGCUCGCCGCGCGCCACUGCCCGUCGUUCACGACCCGCGUCGACACGCCCGCGCCCUGGUCCUCGUGCGCUUUCAACGCCGCGUCCUGCAUCCGCCCGGCGUGUCUGCGGCUCAGCACCAUCACGCAGCCGUGCAUCACUGAUAGCUGCUGCACGCGCACGGCGACGGACACGGUGUUUGCGCCGUGCCCGACCAAGUGUCCGCAGGGGUGUGCGACGAGCUGGACUGUGGCGGAGAGGUGUGCAGGGUCGCUGACGUCGUCGGCCACGUUGACGUCGCAACCGACGAGGCCGUGCUACACGCUGACCGUCAGCGGGACGCAGACCUGUCGCGAGGACACGCUUGGGUGUCCCGCGCCAGACUGCAUUGUCUUGAGUACGACUACGGUGCCGCCAGGCACGGUGGACGGGUGCAGUGCCACGCCGACAGCGACGAGGGUGAGGCAGUGCAGCGGGUAUUGUCAUGGGGAGUGUGGGACGCAGUGGGUGACUGAGACGGCUGCUGCUUGGUGAUGAAGGUUUGUUGGGGGUGCGUGUGUUUUGCAGGUGGGGGUUGAUUUAGAUACGAGCGUACUUGCGCUGUUCUUUGAUAUCUGGAUUUGAGCGUACUUGUGCUGUUGUUUGAUGACUGGGUUCACUCGUGCUUUUGGUGGGUGUGGAUUAGGUUGGGGGUUCGGACGGUUCU